Besnoitia besnoiti is the source of this 2787-nucleotide messenger RNA. RefSeq lists its product as uncharacterized. The transcript is spliced from 7 exons. The record is from RefSeq and is a predicted model, not a curated record. The coding region runs from base 1 to 2787 and encodes 928 amino acids. NCBI's taxonomy places the organism in Eukaryota, Apicomplexa, Conoidasida, Eucoccidiorida, Sarcocystidae.
AUGGAGACGCAGCAUUCCACUGCCCGUGGGAAGGGAGAGCCCGUUAGUCUGCAGGCAACCCCCGACUCGGCUUCCAGUUCGAUGACGCCAAACGCAGACCAGCUGACCAUGCGCAGCAAAUCCUGGGUACACAGUCUCGCCAAAGUCUCACUUCUCGCCGUCACCUUCCUCUCUGGCUGGGUAUGCUCCCGCGUCCCCUUCGACUUCCUAGGCUUCAGCCAGCCGCACAGAACCCCCGCGCCUGGCCAGGAUGGAGUUCUUCGUCCGCUGCGGGCUGCGGAUCUGCCUAUCGAGACUUUCCUCGAAGGUGUGACGCUUGAGAGGGAGCUUCCCUACGCGCCGGCGGACUUUUCUUCCUUCAGUUUUGAUGGCGAGGGCGCGGCGGAUAUCGUGCAGACCCCGCUCGUGGCGCCGCGCCGACUCUCCGAGAACACCCCCCCUGAGCCGCCGCCGCUUCCAGAAAAGCCCGAGGAUGCGUCUCACGGGAAGAAUGGCGAGGCAGCCCGCCGCGCCACGUCGCUAGCCGCGAACUUCAAGGAUGAAGUCCUACCUCCGCGGAAGAAAGACGUCGUCAAGCUCCGCGUCUUGAAUCCGCACAUGUUUCGAGCGGAGCUGUGCCCGUUUCUGCGGAUCGGCGACGGCCAGGUGAAGUCCUGGUACGCGCUGCUGGUGCUGUACAUUGCGGAGUGGCCGGCGUAUGCGCAGACGGGGAACGGCGGCGAGCGCUUCACUGAUCAGCUCCGCGCCUUCUCUGAAAACUUCGCGCCGCCGGAAAACACCACCAUCCAGGGCCGCGCGAUCUUUCAGGCCGAAAUCGACUGCGGUACCCCCAAGGUGUUCAAGGAAGGGCUCGACGCAAUCAAAGGAGACAUCCACAACUUUGAGGACCUCGUCCGCAUUUUGAAAACUAUCGCGAAGGCCGAGCCGGACUUCGCCAACCUCUUGGACUACACCCAGUACUCCAAGCUCCCGACGAGGGCCGCGGUCACAGGCUUUGCGUUGAUUCUGCGUACCGCGUUCGAGGGAAUGGUUUUCAGUUUCUGCAGGCCGCUAUUCCUCAAAAACGGGAACAAAGGUAAUUUCUCGCGGAACGAGUUGUACAGCAACGUCGUCUGGCUGUUUCACCGCAACCAGCAGCAGUACUGGAUGCUGCUGCUGGUUGCCAAGAUCCUCAAGCAAGUCGUCUCGGCGCGGCCCCACAGCGGCAUUCUGAUUUUGAAAAGCGUCGCGCCGAUCAAUAUCGGAGGCAAGGGCGGCAGCGGGGACGGGGAGAAGGGACAGACAGUGGAGACGAUCUACGGGGUGGGUUCAAACAACACGCUGCAGGACAUCGUCGCGGGGAACAUCAAACAGAAGCUGGAGAAGUCGAUGUCCCGCUUCCAGAACUUGUCGACUGAGCGCGGGAUGCUGAGUUCGGCCAAGGGAGUGCUGCAGCCGCAAGUUUUUGUGACGGGCUACUACGCGAAGAACGCGCGCGGCGCGCACGUCGAGGAGGGCCUCUUCGGCAUGGAAGUCGAGAGCGACACGCUCACGGAGCUGAAGGAGGACUUGCGGCCGAGCAGCGUGCUGCUGCAGAUCUCGCUCGUGGACGAGUGGAACUUCAAAGAUCCGCGGGACUGGCCUGAUCCGCGCAAGAGCGAAAUCGACGUCCUAACAGCGCACACAGCCGUGCAGAUGUUGCGCGCGGAGCUGGAGUGGGAUCCGUCGCUCGGCACCCUCGGCGCGUUCUCCGUCGCCUACACGGGCUUCACAGACAUGUACACGCGCCAGCGCCCAGACCCUGAAAACCACUUUGACCAAGACGUCCACCUGCUCAUCGUCGACGAGCUUGCGCGCUUCGGCCGCACCGGCGCGGAGGAAGGCUGCAAGAACAAAAUCAGCAACUUAAUCGCCGAAGAGCCGCUCCACAUCAAGCGCGUCUUUGACCGCGACCGCAUCUCCGUCAAGGGAACUGCAAAGAUCCUGCCCGGCAGCGACAUCUUCAUGCGCGGCAACUUCGGCCUCGGACUCUCGCUGGAGCUGCAGCGCGAAGCUGAGAAACUCCUCAGCCCAGGAGCCAUCAUGAUCCACGUCUACAUCAAAGGUCUAGGGCGAAUGACGUCGGAAACAAACGACCUCGACCUCACAGCCAGCGAGAUGGUGAACCGCCUGCUGCUGCGGUCUCGGGGCUACUACGAAAUCCCCGUUGUCAAAACUGUCACUCCGACAAGCAACCAGACGGUGGAGGCGCGGUCGAUUGUCAACUGCAGCAACAAGGUGCCCGACUGGGUCGUCGUGGUGUCGUCUUGCAGCAUCGUGGUCUUCUUCGUCGUCAUCGUCGCGUUGCUCAUGUACCACGACAAGAUGAAGUUGCCUUGGUGGCUGAACUGCAUAUGCAGCAGCAGUUCACCGUGGGGCGGCGACCAGGGCGAUUUGAGUCGCGACCCGACCGCCGUGGAGAUCCCCGCAGAAUACGACAAGGCGAGCAUUCCCGAGCUGACGGGCCUGGAAGGUGUGGGCGACGGGAUCUCGGGCUACGACGCCGUGGAGGGCCGCGGCUGGCUGCCUGCGACCGCCAAGUGGGUCGGCGACAAGAGUCUCUCGGUGCACCACUCCUCGAUCAAGAGUGAAUCCCAGAGGCGGCUCUCAGGCUACACGUCGAGUGCGCCUUCGGUGAGCUGCGGCCACCCCGAGAAGCUGAGGCACGUGGACGAACGGCACUUCUCGCGGACAGACAACGCCGCUCCCGUGCAGAGUGUGCCUUCUGUCUUCUCGCGAAAGACGUCGCCGGGAGACGAAAAGCUUUAG